Molecule: messenger RNA, 235 nt
Organism: Racocetra persica
Lineage: Eukaryota; Fungi; Glomeromycota; Glomeromycetes; Diversisporales; Gigasporaceae
Source: the annotation of a GenBank genome assembly
GCAAAUAGAACAAUGUGAAAGUGAAACAUUACGAGAACAAUAUCAAGCAAAAUAUAGAGAACUAUUGGGAGCAUCUUUAGAAAAUCUAGAUAAAAUGCAUGACAUAGAAGACGAAGAAGAACAAAUGUUCCAAAAACAACAACGAGCCAGAAGACAAGGCUUAGAAUUACCAGAAACAUUAUCACCAAAAAAUCUAUAUCACAAAGAAUAUAAACUAACAGUAAAUGGCUACUAG